UCGAGCGUUGAGGGCCGACGUGUGCGUGUCUUUUAAAAUAUACUCUUAAUAUGUCACACGUAAACUGUUCCGUAUACGGUUGUUAUUCGUCACCGAAAACCAACGGGGCUUUAAGAUUUCACAGGUUUCCCCGGGACGCGAGGAACCAGUUAUGGAUUGACGCGUGUCGAAGACCCGACUUAAAAAAUAAAAGCGUUGAUCAAUUGUAUAGCAUGUACGUAUGUAGCCUGCACUUUGAAAAAUGGAUGUAUAUGAAAAGGAAACUGAAAAGCACUGCCAUUCCCACUUUAAACAUACCAUCUGCUUCAAUGUAUUCCGUGAGCACACAAACUGAAGUUCCAGUAUUAGAAAUUACAAUAGAUUUGCAUAGCGUAGGUGUUCAACGUGAGAUAGACGCUAAAACAAUGGGCGCAUCUGCUGUGGGAUCCAGUCCUGCUCGAACAUCGCAGAUUACACAGGAAAUGACAGAUUCCUUUCUAAGAAAGAGGCUUCGAGAACAAGCUGAACGUUCUGCGAAGAAGUUGAAGUUGACAGAAAAUUCAAUGAGAGUCACCCGUAAACAGUUCUUGCAAGGCUGUGACAAGUUCUUAUCGCCUAGCCUAAGUACAAUUGCCAAAGUACAGGCCAAUUUGAAACAUCCUUCGAAAAAUAAUCGAUACACCAAGGAGUUUAAAUUAUUUUGUUUAAAUAUUUAUUGCUCAAGUCCAUAUGCGUAUAAGUUUUUAUCCAAAACCUUGUGUUUGCCUCCAAAACGUACUUUGACGACCUUGCCUAUACCUGUAGGCACCAAAAUAAGUCACUAUAUCUGGGGAGUUUUGUCUCAAGUCAUCAAACGUUUAUCGCCUUUUGACAGGGAAUGUAUAUUUUGUAUGGACGUAAUGAGCUUGAAACGUUCUCUUUUUUAUAACACACACAAGGAUAAAAUAAAUGGUUUACACGAAAUUGAUGGUAUUCAAAGUCCAUAUGCAGCUGGCUAUGCUUUAACAAUUAUGCUGAAAGGAAUAUUUGGCGACUGGAGACAAUUAGUCGGAUACGCUCUUACCACAACCAAUGAAAUCGACGAGUCAUUUGAUAAAUGGAUAGUAAAUACAAUUAAACAAUUGUUAGUAUUGGGCUUUAAAAUAAGGGCUGUUGUCUCUGACCAAGAAUCAUGUUUAUCUAGAGGAGUAUCCAAAGACAAUCCCUAUUUUGAAAUAGACGGGAAAAAAAUAUAUUACAUUCACGAUGUUCCGCUUAGACAAGCAAAAGAGUAUUCCGUGUGCUCCUAA
Messenger RNA from Hyposmocoma kahamanoa, 1268 nucleotides. RefSeq lists its product as uncharacterized. Bases 51 to 1268 code for a protein of 405 amino acids. Lineage: Eukaryota; Metazoa; Arthropoda; Insecta; Lepidoptera; Cosmopterigidae. The transcript has 3 exons. Gene Ontology annotation, molecular function: sequence-specific DNA binding. The record is from RefSeq and is a predicted model, not a curated record.